CCUGGGAGUGUCCAUGCUAUGGGCGUGGUACGUCAUCAGCCGGAGCUCUCGCAUUGACCGCAGCCCGUUUGUUGUCUAACCUUUACCGCAAUGGAAUGAAUAUAUAGGAACAUGUUCCUCGCCGCAGCGCCGUACUUCUACCGCCGAUUCCACUCGGACGACUGGGCGGCGGCCCAUUACCAGUCAUCCAUUUUGACCGUCUCGACCGUCACGAACCUGGGCUCGUCGUUCAUCCUCGCCAAGCUGCAGAAGGGCGCGUCAUACCCGAAGCGGGUCACUAUCUCGCUGCUUAUCAACAUCGUUGUGUUCACGCUGCUUGCGUUCUCCACCAUUCUGAUGAAGGAUGUCGCGGUCAGCACGUAUUUCAGCUUCCUGAUGGUCAUGGUCUUCGGAGCUAGUCUGGCCACCGGCAUCAACCAGAACGGUGUGUAUGCCUAUGUCUCCGGCUUCGGGAGAGAGGAGUAUACCCAGGCGAUCAUGGGAGGGCAAGGCGUGGCGGGCGUUCUGCCAUGUAUCGUGCAGAUUCUCUCUGUGAUUUCAGUCCCCAGUAAGAAGGGCAAGGAGGGACAGCCAGUGCCGCAGGACUCGUCGAAGUCGGCCUUCGCGUACUUCAUUACCGCGACCGCCGUGUCGACGUUUGCCCUUCUUGCCUUCCUCUCCCUCGUCAAGCGCCGCUCAAUCAGAAUCCUUCUCCAGGGAACAGAUGACCAGAGCGACUCCGGUGUGUCCGACAGCGCCGCCAACAAGGCCGUCAGCCUCUGGACCCUGUUCAAGAAACUCCGCUUCAUGGCCUCCGCCAUCUUCCUCUGCUUCACCGUCACCAUGACAUUCCCUGUCUUCACCGCGGAGAUCGAAUCCGUCCGGGACGGUCCCGGUCGGUCGCGCCUCUUCGACCAGGCGGUGUUCGUCCCCCUGGCGUUCUUCUUCUGGAAUGCCGGCGAUUUGCUCGGCCGCAUGCUAGUUCUGGUCCCCCGGUUCUCGCUGGUUCAUCGCCCGUGGGCGUUGUUCGUGUUCUCUAUCGCCCGAGCCGGGUUCAUCCCCCUCUAUCUGCUAUGUAAUAUCCGUGGCAGGGGAGCUGUUAUCCAGAGUGACUUCUUCUAUCUGUUUGUUGUGCAGAUAUUGUUUGGUGUCAGCAAUGGGUAUCUGGGCAGUAAUUGCAUGAUGGGGGCGGGGCAGUGGGUGUCCCCUGAUGAGCGUGAACCGGCGGGUGGGUUCAUGGCAUUGAUGCUUGUUGGCGGGUUGACUGCAGGGAGCUUGAUGAGCUUUUUUGUUUCCAGUGCGUGAUGUAGGAUCUUUGAUUGAGGUGCAUAUUAGGUGUUUGGUUGGGUAUUUCAGUUAAUAGAUUGGUGCUUGACUGUAGUUUUGAGUAGAAACCGCUGUCACAGGUGAGGUGGUAUAUCAAGCAGGACAUGAAUCGUUUCAAAUAUGGGUUGGGCUGUACACAGCCAAGUACUUGGACACACGAUGUCUUGUAA
Messenger RNA from Aspergillus heteromorphus CBS 117.55, 1475 nucleotides. Its product is annotated as nucleoside transmembrane transporter FUN26. Gene Ontology annotation, cellular component: fungal-type vacuole membrane; plasma membrane. Gene Ontology annotation, biological process: nucleoside transmembrane transport. NCBI's taxonomy places the organism in Eukaryota, Fungi, Ascomycota, Eurotiomycetes, Eurotiales, Aspergillaceae. The transcript has a single exon. Bases 112 to 1284 code for a protein of 390 amino acids. The record is from RefSeq and is a predicted model, not a curated record. Gene Ontology annotation, molecular function: nucleobase transmembrane transporter activity; nicotinamide riboside transmembrane transporter activity.